Molecule: messenger RNA, 2163 nt
Organism: Histoplasma mississippiense
Lineage: Eukaryota; Fungi; Ascomycota; Eurotiomycetes; Onygenales; Ajellomycetaceae
Exons: 4
Coding region: 1-2163 (720 amino acids)
Cellular component (GO): endoplasmic reticulum
Molecular function (GO): protein disulfide isomerase activity
Source: RefSeq, a predicted model, not a curated record
AUGAAGGCCUCACUCCUUACGUGGUCAUUACUUUCCUUGCUGCUAAAACCUGUUAUCUCUACUUCGGCGGGGGAAUCUGGGCCGAUACCAGAGCCGCGAGUGCUCCCCAGGGCAGAGAAGCCGAUUGCCCUAGAUGAAAGCCCUACGGUUUUUAAUGGAAUCGAAGUGCCUCCAAUGAAGAAACUAACGGAAUCUAAUUUUGAUGAAACUAUCAAGGAAGGUUACUGGUAUUGUAUAUCUGUCGCACCAACAUGGCAAACAUUAUAUGAAUUCUACUAUACCUCAAACCCCCUCUCAACGUCGACAUCUAAACAAACGCAAGACACCACUUCGUCCCUUAACUCCUUUCAACGUUUCUACGAUUUCAAUUUCGCAGCUAUGGACUGCAUUGCCAACGCGGAUAAGUGCCAGAGCCUCGGAAUCAAUGCGUUCCCUAUGUUCACACUCUACUACAGGGGGGAACAGGUAGAGACUUUUACAGGCAAAAAGUCGAUUGCAGGAUUGAGCAAGUUUAUCGAAGCGAAACUCGAAAAAAUUAAGCCUGGCUCAAGACCUCUCAAUGACCUACAGCUACCGAAGCCUGGCGACACUAAGGUUGGCACCGUAGCCACUGCUGAGGAAGUAGGUAAACCAGAAACCAAACCACAAGCUAAACCAGAAGACGAACCGGAAACAAAGACCGAACCACCUAAGGAGAAGGCCUUUCAUAUGAAGCCAAAAAGGCCCAAUGGAACCCUGCCCAAUCCUCAAGGCACAUCGAUACCGCUCACAGCCGAAAGUUUCCAGAAACUCGUCACAAACACUCAAGUUCCAUGGUUUAUCAAGUUCUAUGCACCUUGGUGUAGUCAUUGUCAGGCCAUGGCUGCGUCGUGGCAACAGAUGGCUAAAGACAUGAAAGGCGUCCUAAAUGUUGGUGAAGUUAAUUGCGAGACAGAACGACGCUUGUGCAAAAAUGCUCGCGUAGAAUCUUUCCCUACUAUCUAUUUUUUCAGAGGUGGGGAGCGUGUUGAAUACAACGGACUCAGAGGUUUGGGCGACCUGAUCAGCUAUGCCAGAAAAGCCGUGGAUGUUGUUGGCAAUGGUGUUCAAUACGUUGACGCUGCCGCUUUCAAGAAAAUGGAAGAAACUGAGGAGGUUAUUUUCUUAUACUUCUUCGACAAGGCGACUACAUCAGAGGACUUUGCGGCUCUGGACCGCUUGACUCUGAGCUUGGUUGGGCGUGCAAAGCUAGUCAAGACUGACAGCGAUGCUCUUGCUCAGAGAUUCAAAAUUUCCACAUGGCCUCGCCUUCUCGUCUCGAGAGACGGAAAGGCCAGUUAUUACAGCGCACUUGCCCCUAAAGAUAUGCGAGAUUUCCGACAGGUGCUCUCUUGGAUGGAAAGUGUUUGGUUACCCAUAGUUCCAGAGCUCACCGCUGCUAAUGCUCGCGAGAUUCUCGUUGGCAAAUACGUAGUGCUUGGUAUUCUCAGCCGUCUGCGCUCAGACGAAUUCAUCCAGGACAAGAAGGAGCUGAAAAAUGCAGCGCUUGAGUGGAUGGAUAAACAGACAAAAUUGUUCCAGCUUGAGAGGCAGGAACUUCGGGACGCGAAAGAACUGCGUAUCGAAGAAGCAGAAGACAGAAAUGACCAACGGGCACUCCGUGCGGCAAAAAACAGACAAAUUACCAUCCGCGAGAGCGACAAAAAGCAGGUCGUUUUCGCAUGGGUGGACGGUAUCUUCUGGGAUCGAUGGAUUCGGACAACGUACGGAAUUGACGUGAAAAACGGUGAACGUGUUAUCAUCAUUGACGAAGACAACCGUCGAUACUGGGAUACCUCCCCUAGCGGUGCCUACAUAAUGCCAAGCCGGACCUCCAUCCUCGAAACCAUCAGUCAGGUCAUCUCGCCGUCCUCGAGACUCAAGGCGAAAUCCACCGUCGGCAUUUUCGAAAGCAUGUACUUUCGCACCCGCUCUUUUUUCCGCAACCACCCUGUCCUUUCCAUUGCCCUGUUCUUCGUUGCUCUGAUAUUUGCCUACCUCUUCAUGAAGGGUAGACAUAGAAGAAAUCGAGGUCCUGCAGGUCUACUUGGUGCAGUCACUGGUAGCUCAGGGGCUGGAUUCUUCCACCUUGAUGGAAAGGAAGGGUUACUCGGUGGUGGAAAUGGGUCAGGGAAGGUCGACUAG